Molecule: messenger RNA, 1200 nt
Organism: Andrographis paniculata
Lineage: Eukaryota; Viridiplantae; Streptophyta; Magnoliopsida; Lamiales; Acanthaceae
Product: probable polygalacturonase At3g15720
Exons: 9
Coding region: 1-1200 (399 amino acids)
Biological process (GO): carbohydrate metabolic process
Molecular function (GO): polygalacturonase activity
Source: RefSeq, a predicted model, not a curated record
AUGUCUGAAAUAACCAUUGGAGAUGGGAAGCCCGGCUUGUCAUCAACAGCCACGCUGGAAUCCACAAUCACUGUCAUGGAUUAUGGGGCCAUAGGGGAUGGAAAAACUGAUGACUCAAAAGCAUUUUUAUCGGCAUGGGAAGCAGCUUGUAGUAACACGGGUACUCCUACAGUUGCAGUACCUAGUGGGAAGUCCUUUUUGAUCUCUCAGGCUGAAUUUCAAGGUCCCUGCCAGGCAUCCAACAUAACAUUUCAGAUAUUAGGAGCUAUUAUUGCACCGACAAAACAACAGUGGACAAGUAAUUUUGAGGGUUGGAUUAGAUUCACUGGAGUGAAUGGGCUUCACAUUGCAGGAAAUGGUCAGGGAUCCUUUAAUGGACAAGGGCAGUCAUGGUGGAGUAACACUGGGGACAAACGACCAUCUGCAAUCCGAUUUUCAAAGUGUGACAACCUAAAAGUCACCGGAUUGAAGCAUGAAAACAGCCAAAAGAACCACCUCUCUGUAACAAAUUGUAAUCAUGCUGAAAUAUCAGGACUAGAAAUGACAGCCCCAGAUUCAAGUCCUAACACUGAUGGCAUUGACAUAAGUUCUUCAACUUAUAUAAUUAUCACAAACUGUACCUUUAAAACAGGGGAUGACUGUAUAGCAAUCAAUGGAGGUUGUUCAAAUGUACAUGUAUCUGACGUAAACUGUGGUCCUGGACAUGGCAUAAGUAUUGGGAGUUUGGGGGAGAAUGGAGAGCAUGAAGAAGUAGAAACUAUAAGUGUAGAUAAGUGCAAUUUCUAUGGCACAACAAAUGGAGCAAGGAUCAAGACGUGGCAGGGAGGCUCGGGUUUUGCUAGGAACAUCAACUUUACCAACUUAAACUUCACAGAAACUGAAAAUCCAGUAAUCAUUGAUCAAUUUUACUGCCCUGAGCACAAUUGUCCCCCUAAUAAUCCUGCUGUGAAAAUAAGUGAUGUACAAUUUAGAGGGCUAUAUGGAACGUCUAGCUGUAAGACUCCCACUAUCAAUAUCAAGUGCAGCGAAAAGGAACCUUGCACCAACAUCCAACUCGAAGAUGUAAAUAUAAAAUCAGCCGAUCCAAAAUGUUCAGCCACUGCAGAGUGCAUCAACACCAUUGGAACAAUUGCCCAUACAUCAAGCCCGCUAGUCAAUUGUUCGACUCCUUCUACAUGGCAAAAGCCAACUACUUUUUAG